GGCGGAUUGGUCAUGUUGCAUGUUUGAGAGCCAAUGAGCUCGCGAGUUGCUUGUUAAUUUCCGCCUCCAACAUCGUCCUUUCUAGACUUUACUGUAGACGUGUUUCACUUUUAAAAGCUGGUCAAUCGCGGCGGCCACUGUCUGUACAUGUAAAAUCUGGUGGGUUGCAACGUCAGACUGCAUGCUGAAACCAUUUGUUAGUUAUAUGUUUUUAAUGCCUUACUUGCAAUUUAAUAGUAACACAUUCAUACAUUUAUAUAAACACGAUUCCAUCGCAUCUUCCACUUUUUACAGCCUGUUGAUUGCCGCGGCUACAGCUGGUAGUGAAUAGCGACGUCAAACGUCCUGCUGAAGUGAUUCGUUAUUUACUUGCUAUUUAUUGUCAUCAUAUUCUAAAACUAUCUAAAUAGGGUGAUGGAGCAUGUAUAACGGUGGCUGAAUGACUUAUCUUGUUGAGAUUGUAGUCAUAUUUUUUAUAUAGAUUUAUAUUACAAUUGUAUAUGACUGUAUUAAUUAUACUUGUAUUUGUUAUUUUAUUAUAUGACGAUAUAAUACAGUAAUGACUAUUGUAUUGCAGUCAUUGAUAACGUGCGUGUAUAUUAAUGUAAACCCCACAGAAGGAUGGAGUAUGUCCAUAACCCUUCUUUCAGCAUAGAGACCUCUGGUGAACUCACCCUGAGGGCAUCUGAUGAAGCAGUCAUGGUUGCCAGGGCCAACCAGGAGAGCAACUACGCUUUUGUGGCUGAGAGGCCAGGAAAGGAGUUGGCUGAUGCUGAAGUUCUGGUGGGAGCCUCUGGAGGAGACCUGGAUGAUGACCGACUAGUGGCCAGUGAGAGUGCCCUUCAGUUCGCUAUUUGACCUGAUUCCGGAAUAUACAUGUGUAGCAGGGGACAUCAAUGGCUUGCUUCAAAGUCUAUAUCCAGUGCAGAGACAAAACUGCUGCUGAAGCAUCUCCUAAUCAGGUUCCUACUGUGCCAGCGCCUACUGCCCCUCCUCAGACCCGGUCCCUCUCCCAGCCAGGAGGUGAACCAGUUCUGCCAGAUUCUGGCAGUUCGACGAGGGCCAGUUGGUGUCGGCCCUACGGACAUCAUGCCUGGUGGAUUGUGCCCUGAUGCAGGACAGCCCUGAUUGUCUUGUCCAGACCCAGGCUAUAUCCUGUCUGCAGCAGCUGCACAUGUUUGCCCCGUGCCACGUCAACCUGGUUAGCCUGGUGCCCAGCCUGUGUGUAGGAGGGUCCUUCUACACGGCUAAGACGGGGGAGCAGGCCAGACCCCACUACUACAGCUCCUGGGCUCUUAUCCUCCACGGCAAAGCCCUGUGGCUCAGCAGCACCGGCUUCAUCUUGGCGGACGACAGCUUCACCAACCUGUCCCGGCCCAUCACCCCCAUGGGCCAGUCCGCCUCCCUGGCCUCAGUCAAGUCCCCUGAGGACGUCAGCGCCGACCGGCUGCACUUUAUCCUGGGUAAAGAUGCCUUCCUGUGUUCCCCUCACUCCCAUAACCAGAUGGAGAACAUCUCCUCCGGUCUCCACGCCCUGCAGGCCCUGCUCCAAGACCCGUGGCCCCGGUCGAAGGUGAGCGGGGAACUGCUGAGCAUGCUCCACGGGCUGCUGGUGACCCGGGAGGCCACGGCGGUGCAGCUGGCCGUGCUCCAACAGGUGGUGAGCGCCGCCCAGGAGCAUGUCAGCGAGAAAGGCCACAGCGCCGAAGUGGAUGUCGGAGCGGAGAAAAAGGAAACAGUGCCUGAGUUCUGGGAGAGCCGGGAUAUCGGUGGCUGGGUUCCAGGAAGGUCUCUGGUGUUUGGGGCCCUGAGGUUGUGCCUGUGUGUACUGGUGUGUAAACCUCCCCAGCUCGGCCCCAAGCUGUCCCCAUGGCUGUGUCCCAAGGCUGUCCCCCCCUCCCCCUCAGCUCAGGGAGGGUUCUCCCCUUCUACAUCCUUCUACAUCCUGUGUAUUAUCCCCAUCCUAUGCUGCCUCUCCUCUGUCCAUCUCCCCUUUUCUACCCCCCCUCCCUUAUUCCCUCCCCCCUCCAUACCUCCCUUC
This is a messenger RNA of Esox lucius (northern pike), 2041 nucleotides long. RefSeq names its product HEAT repeat-containing protein 5A-like. Gene Ontology annotation, biological process: retrograde transport, endosome to Golgi; intracellular protein localization; endocytosis. Lineage: Eukaryota; Metazoa; Chordata; Actinopteri; Esociformes; Esocidae. The record is from RefSeq and is a predicted model, not a curated record. Gene Ontology annotation, cellular component: endocytic vesicle; Golgi apparatus; membrane.